AUGCUGAACCUCGGGUAUUCAAUUUUUCCCAACGGUUCAGCACGAUACGAAAUUCACCCACCACCUCCACAACUUUGGGUAUGUCGUGACACAUACUUUAUAGCUUCAGUUGAUGACGGCUUAAGAUAUGUAUCAUCAGGCUCUCCACCAGGUUCUCAGGAUAAUUAA
Molecule: messenger RNA, 168 nt
Organism: Trichomonas vaginalis G3
Lineage: Eukaryota; Parabasalia; Trichomonadida; Trichomonadidae
Exons: 1
Coding region: 1-168 (55 amino acids)
Source: RefSeq, a predicted model, not a curated record